GCUAAAUUGCUACAAAUUUACAGGGGCUGCAUGGAAAGAACACACGGACACGCGGCCUUGCCCAUACUCCGGCCUCGGCACAAGAGCUGCGUGUGCAUCGUGAAAGUACAUUGCAUCGUCUACGUCGUGAGUCCUGAUACCUGUUCGAGUUUCUUCCUUUCUUCCUUCCGCGCUGUGUUUCUUGGCUGUCUUGUUACUCGCGAGUGAAUGUUUGUGACUUUGCAGCGCAAUCUUAAUAGAACUUGUAAUUCUACGCCCUCAACAUGAGCAUUCUACUUGAAUAGGCAUACCGUUUAAAAUUGCAACAUGCCUCAGCAGUUCCGCUUGAAACCGCGAGCCAGAAUGUCACCAGCUAGCAGCUUGGCUGUUCUGUUGCAAUGCAUCGCGUACCUGUCAUCGGUCAGGAUCGCGGCGAUGGCUGACGCCAACGUGCCGGGUUGGCAUGUCCUUCACCCUCAGACCGCCUCGUCGGGCGGCACCCGCACGCAGCCCUCCAUCCGCUACGGCCACGCGUGCAACACUUAUAAGGGACACCUGGUGUCCACACACGGCUAUUUCUACGACCGUGAGCGCAACAAUGCUACGUGGCUCAGCGACACGUGGGCUAUGGACCUCACGCGGCCGGGCCGCCCCUGGAGCCGAGUGGCGCACCAUACGCCGCAUGCCCUGGCCUUCAGCCACUACUCCGCCGGCCGCCAGCCGCCCACCCCCUGCGGCCGCUUCGGGCACGCGGCGGUUGUGAUUGGUGAUGCACUUUACAUGUACGGCGGACACGACGGCGGUUAUAGCCGUACCAACCGCCAGGAUUACCAGCCAGGCCACGACUUCGACGAGCUGUGGCGGCUGGAUCUGACCACUGGCGACUGGACCAGACUGCCCAGCACCGGACCAGACGGCGCCGGACCAGGCAAGCGCUACCUGCUGGCGGCGGCCGAGGUGGCCGGCCGCAUGGUCUUGUAUGGCGGUCUGGUGGAUGGCCAGGGGGACGUCUGGUCCUACACGCCCGCCACCGGACCAACUGGUGGUUUGUCGUCUGGUGGCGUGUGGGAGAAGCUCGCAGACGAGGUGCCGGCGGCGGCGGGCGGCCCGGGCCGGCGUGUCGGGCACACGCUGACGGGCUGGGUGGCGGGCGGCGUGGCGGGCGUGGUUUUGUAUGGCGGCAGAAGUACGGCGCCGCCGGAGCCCGGUGGUACAAUCAAGAAUCAAGUGUACGACGACGCGUGGUUUUUUGACCUGGGGUCACGGAGCUGGAGGCAGCUGCAGGCGCGCGGCGUGGCGGCGCCCGCUGUAGCAGGGGUGGCUGCAGCAGCAGCAGCAGCAUCGGCAUCGGCAGUAGCUGACGCGACGCCGCCGGGGCGGCUGUAUCACGCCGCGAUGGUAACCGUGCUGCCGGCAGGCAGCGCCGCCACCACUGACAGUAGCGGCAGUAGCAGUAGCAGCAGCGGCAGUAGCAGCGGUGGCAGUAGCAGCGGUGGCCUGGUGCGUGUGGGGCUGGUGGCGGCGGGCACGCUCACCAGCCCGGGGCUCACGUGCGCGGCGGACGCGUGGGCGUUCGUGCUCGACUGCGCCGCCUCCGCCAUCACGUGGGCCCGCCUGCCCGACCUGCCCGCCCCCCUGUACGACACACGUGGCGCCGCCUGGCGCGCCGCCGCCUACCUGCAGGGCGGCCACCUGUGCGCGCUGGAGCAGCCGGGCCGAGCCCAGCCCUACCCCUUCUGGUAUGUGAAUGAGGUGUUGCAGCUGGACUUGACGCGGCAGCCCGCAAUCACACAGCUGCUGCUGCAGGCGGCGUCAGGGACAGAGGCGGCAGGUGGUGGUGGGGCGGCGGCGGCGGCAGCAGGUGCAGAUGCAGGUGCAGGUGCAGGGGCCGGCGGCGGAGGCCUGGCGGGCUGCCGGCUGCUGCCAGACGAGGCGGCGGCAGCCCGGGCGGAGCAGGCGGCGGUGGCGGGCGCGCUGGCGGCAGCGGCGGCGGCGACCGGCAGCGAUGAGCUGUAGGCAGUGGGCAGUGGACUGAAUGGGUGGUGAUGUUACCGGCGGUAUCUUAGCUGGCGAUGGAGUGUGGGGGACAGCGGGGUCAGGGGGAGAGCGACUGCGUGUGAAGUGCCCUGGUGGUGGACGGCAGGGUUGGCGGCCCUCGUAGCACCCCGUCGUGUGUUGGGAUUCUGGCUGGUGCUGACUUGCUGGUGUGUGGGUGUAUGCGGACUGUACCAAAAGGUCGCUGGCGCGCUGGCUUGCUGUGCUGAACUGGGGGUGGGGGGUGGGGGGCGGAAGCAGGCUGUCCGGCAUGUGCGCCGGGCGCAUAUCGCGUUGUUGUUAUCCAUGGCGGACUGGAGUGUGCUGCAUUGGUGGCCACACUACGUCACC
Molecule: messenger RNA, 2364 nt
Organism: Chlamydomonas reinhardtii
Lineage: Eukaryota; Viridiplantae; Chlorophyta; Chlorophyceae; Chlamydomonadales; Chlamydomonadaceae
Exons: 6
Coding region: 343-1995 (550 amino acids)
Molecular function (GO): protein binding
Source: RefSeq, a predicted model, not a curated record